UCGGUUCAUAUCAACUUUCCUGGGCUUUUGCUCUUCACAGUGGAAGUGUCAAGUUCACUUCCUCGAGCAGUAUCAGCUGAAAGCAGCGAAGCAGACCUGCACAGCUGAUACUUCAUCUUGCCCAUUCUUCAUAGGAGAUUCUUUUGCGGCUGCCACAUCAAGGAAGAUGGCGCUUGCUUCGGUUCCUGCAGUAGUGCUGGGCUCAAUUGCCUUUGCCAUAUUCUGGAUGCUGGCUGUUUUCCCUGCAGUCCCCUUCCUACCCAUAGGAAGAACUGCCGGAUCUCUUCUCGGCGGCAUGCUCAUGAUCAUCUUCCGGGUCAUCAGCCCCGACCAGGCCUACGCGUCGAUCGACCUCCCCAUCCUCGGCCUCCUCUUCGGCACCAUGGUCGUCAGCAUCUACCUCGAACGAGCCCAGAUGUUCAAGUACCUGGGCAGGCUGCUGUCGUGGAAGAGCAAAGGCGGCCGGGACUUGCUCUGCCGCGUCUGCCUCGUCUCGGCCUUGGCGAGCGCGCUGUUCACCAACGACACCACCUGCAUCGUGCUGACCGAGUUCGUCCUCAAGCUCGCAAGGCAGCACAAGCUUCCAGCCAAGCCAUUUCUCCUGGCGCUGGCGUCCAGCGCCAACAUCGGUUCCAGCGCGACGCCCAUCGGCAACCCGCAGAACCUGGUGAUAGCCGUUCAAAGCAAGAUCUCCUUCGUCAGAUUCUUCGUGGGAGUCGUCCCCGCGAUGCUCCUCGGCGUCGUCAUCAACGUGGUGUUCCUUCUCUGCAUGUUCUGGCGGCAGCUGUCGCCAAAGGAAGGCGAAGAACAGGCGAAGGAAGACGUGGUCACCGAGAACGAAGUGAACUCCCAUACCUUCUCGCCUGCGAGGAUGUCGCACCCGUCUCCCUUGCAGCCCAACCCUUCUCCUCUGAAUCCCCAACACAUGACUCCCGUGAACGACGUCGAGAAGAACACCCCAUGCAGGAACGGCGCCAAGCGAGGCUGCUCCCAAGUUCCCGACAUGAGGAGGUGUUUGACCAAGAAGGAGCUGUUUCUGAAGGGCUUCGUCUACAUCGUCAGUGUUGGCAUGCUGAUAGCGCUGCUCAUGGGACUAAACAUGUCAUGGACUACGAUCACUGCUGCUCUAAUACUUGUGGUGAUCGACUUCAAGGAUGCUGGCCCUUGUCUGGACAAGGUUUCAUAUUCCCUACUGGUGUUCUUCUGUGGGAUGUUCAUCACAGUCGAUGGAUUCAACAGGACAGGAAUACCAAGUGCCUUCUGGGAAUUCAUGGAACCUUACUCCAGAAUAAAUCAUGCGAGUGGCGUAGCAGUGCUCGCCGUGGUCAUACUGCUGCUAUCAAACCUGGCGUCCAAUGUCCCCACUGUGCUGUUGCUGGGAGCUCAGGUGGCGAAAUCCGCGGCGGCGGUGUCGCCGGACUACGAGACGCGGGCAUGGCUGAUCCUGGCGUUCGUGAGCACCGUCGCCGGGAACCUGUCGCUCCUCGGCUCCGCCGCGAACCUCAUCGUGUGCGAGCAGGCGCGGAAGUCGGAGCUCCAUGGCUACAACCUCUCCUUCUGGGCGCACAUCGUCUUCGGCCUCCCAUCGACGCUCAUCGUCACGGCGACCGGCCUCCCCUUGAUCAAGGGUUAGCUUGCGGACGCUACAGCGCCGGAGUCAUGACUGAUGGUGAGCACGUCCUUGUAAACAACGUUGCUUGUGAAUUUAGGCCCUUAUGGUUGUGGAUGAUUUGAUGAACUCCUGUCCAGGAUUGAAAUAAAGCAUGAAAUCAGUGAAUCUAUAGGA
This is a messenger RNA of Musa acuminata subsp. malaccensis (wild Malaysian banana), 1786 nucleotides long. Its product is annotated as silicon efflux transporter LSI2. Gene Ontology annotation, cellular component: membrane. Gene Ontology annotation, biological process: transmembrane transport. The record is from RefSeq and is a predicted model, not a curated record. Lineage: Eukaryota; Viridiplantae; Streptophyta; Magnoliopsida; Zingiberales; Musaceae.